This is a messenger RNA of Rhododendron vialii, 3499 nucleotides long. Its product is annotated as sucrose-phosphate synthase 4. Gene Ontology annotation, molecular function: sucrose synthase activity; sucrose-phosphate synthase activity. Bases 205 to 3387 code for a protein of 1060 amino acids. The transcript is spliced from 14 exons. Gene Ontology annotation, biological process: sucrose metabolic process. Lineage: Eukaryota; Viridiplantae; Streptophyta; Magnoliopsida; Ericales; Ericaceae. The record is from RefSeq and is a predicted model, not a curated record.
GGUUUCGAACUGCAAAUCCCCGAAACCAUACUCUCUCUCUCUCUCUCUCUCUCUCUCUCUCUCUCUCUCUCUCUCUCUCUCUCUCUCUCUCUCUCUCUCUCUCUGUGUGUUUGUGUUGGCAUGAUAUUAUUAUCUUUGAGUACACUUCAUAUAACUGAAUAUCAAAAUUAGCUGUUGAAAAGAACGGGGCGGGAAGGGAGAGAGAUGGCUGCAGGGAACGAGUGGAUAAAUGGGUAUUUGGAGGCGAUUUUGGACGUCGGAAAUAAUAGUAGCAAAAGCAGCAGCAGCAGCAGCAACAAUAUUUUUGGGGUGAAGAAUAUAAUUAGUGGUAGUAAUAUAACAAAAGGGAUUGAAGAGACAAAACUGAAAAUUGAUCAAGGAUUCGAUAGUACUAGUAUUGGUGAUGAAGAUCACAAAGAUAAGGAAGUGAAUGAUCCUCAGAAGCUCAUCAGUCCCAUUAAGUACUUUGUUGAAGAAGUUGUUAAUUCCUUUGAUGAGUCUGACCUCCACAGGACAUGGAUUAAGGUAAUAGCAACAAGGAAUUCUCGUGAACGCAACAACAGACUUGAGAAUAUGUGCUGGCGUAUUUGGCAUCUCGCCCGUAAAAAGAAGCAGAUAGCUUGGGAUGAUGCACAAAAACUUAUGAAACGAAGAAUUGAGAUUGAAAGAGGUCGUAAUGAUGCCGCAGAAGACCUUUCUGAGCUUUCUGAAGGUGAGAAGGAGAAGAGCGAUGCUAAUCAGGCUGAGUCUCCACCGGACAAAAUUUCAAGAAUCAACUCGGACAUGCAAAUAUGGUCUGAUGACGACAAACCUAGACACCUAUAUAUUGUCCUGAUCAGUUUGCAUGGGUUGGUGCGUGGAGAAAAUAUGGAACUCGGGAGAGAUUCAGAUACUGGUGGUCAGGUGAAGUAUGUCGUAGAGCUUGCUCGAGCACUAGCGAAUAUGAAAGGUGUCUAUCGUGUAGACCUUCUGACAAGACAAAUCACCUCAUCAGAGGUCGACUGUAGCUAUGGUGAGCCCAUUGAAAUGCUGUCGUGCCCACCCGACGGCACUGGUAGUUGUGGUGCCUACAUCAUUCGGAUCCCAUGUGGACCUUGCGAUAAGUACAUUCAAAAAGAGUCACUAUGGCCUUACAUACCUGAAUUUGUUGACGGGGCUCUCAGUCACAUCGUCAACAUGUCAAGCGUUCUAGGGGAACAAGUUGAUGGGGGAAAGACGACAUGGCCUUAUGUGAUUCAUGGUCACUAUGCUGAUGCAGGAGAGGUUGCAGCACAUUUGUCCGGGGCCUUGAAUGUGCCAAUGGUGCUAACAGGACACUCCUUGGGGCGGAACAAGUUUGAACAAUUACUUAAACAAGGGAGGUUGUCGAGGGAGGACAUAAACUCAAUGUACAAGAUAAUGAGGAGGAUAGAAGCCGAAGAGAUGGGGUUGGAUGCUGCUGAAAUGGUGGUAACUAGCACUAGGCAAGAGAUCGAUGAGCAAUGGGGUUUGUACGAUGGAUUUGAUAUCAAAUUGGAGAGGAAGCUUAGGGUUAGGAGAAGGCGUGGUGUGAGUUGCCAUGGGCGGUACAUGCCAAGGAUGGUGGUUAUACCACCAGGCAUGGACUUCAGCUAUGUCACACCACAAGAUUCACUGGAAGGUGAUGGAGAUCUAACGUUGUUGAUUGACUCCAAUAAGACUCAAAAUAAAAGGCACAUGCCUCUGAUAUGGUCCGAGAUAACAAAAUUCUUCACAAACCCUCACAAGCCUAUGAUCCUCGCAUUGUCUCGUCCAGACCCCAAGAAAAAUGUGACCACAUUGCUCAAGGCUUUUGGCGAAUGCCAACCACUCAAAGAACUUGCCAACUUGACCCUAAUACUCGGUAACAGAGAUGACAUUGAAGAGAUGUCUAAUAGCAGUUCAGUUGUUCUCACAACAGUACUGAAGCUAAUUGACAAGUACAACUUGUAUGGUAUGGUAGCAUAUCCCAAGCAUCACAAGCAGUCUGAAGUUCCUGAGAUAUAUCAGCUAGCUGCUAAAACGAAGGGAGUUUUCAUCAACCCAGCUCUUGUUGAACCAUUUGGUCUCACACUCAUAGAGGCUGCUGCUUAUGGUUUGCCUGUUGUUGCCACAAGAAAUGGUGGGCCUGUGGAUAUUAUCAAGGCACUCAACAAUGGGCUUCUCAUCGACCCACAUGACCACAAAGCCAUAGCAGAUGCCCUCCUAAAGCUCGUAGCUGAUAAAAACCUCUGGCUCGAGUGCCGCAAAAAUGGGCUAAAGUAUAUCCACCGUUACUCUUGGCCAGAACACUGUAGAACCUACCUUUCUCAUGUCAAGCAUUGCAGGAACCGACAUCCUACAACCCGUCUUGAGAUCAUACCUACUCCUGAAGAACCCAUGAGCGACUCCCUAAGGGAUGUGGAAGACAUUUCUUUGAAAUUCUCAGUUGAUACAGACUUCAAGCCCCAUGGAGAAAUCGAUGCAGCAAACCGACAAAGGAAACUCAUUGAGGCCCUGACCCACUUAGGUUCCCCCCAUGGCAAUUCCAGCAUUAGUUACGGUCCAGGAAGAAGGAAGGAGCUAUUCAUAAUAGCCACCGACUGUUUCGCUAAGGAUGGAUUGUGCACUGAGACCCUGCCAUUAGUCACCAAAAACGUGAUGCAAGCUGCAGUCUCAAGUUCAGGCAAGGUAGGAUUUGUACUGCUAACAGGUUUAACCUUACAUGAGACAAAGGAAAUAUUUAGAAAUUGCCAUGUGGGUUUGGAAACUUUUGAUGCAUUGGUCUGUAACAGUGGAAGUGAAAUGUAUUAUCCCUGGCGAGAUUCCUCAGCUGAUAUGGACUAUGAGGCCCAUAUUGGGUACAAGUGGCCAGGUGAGAAUGUUGGAUCGAUGAUAAUGAGGCUUGGUAGGGUAGGAGAAGGAGAUGGAAAUGGGGAUGAUAUAGCAGAGUAUUCAGAUGCAUUUAGCUCUCGAUGCUAUUCCUACAGCAUUAAACCAGGAGCCAUGACUCGAAAAAUUGAUGAACUGCGCCAGAGGCUACGGAUGAGAGGCUUCCGAUGCAGUCUUGUCUACACUCAUGCCACAACACGAUUGAAUGUAGUACCAUUAUUAGCAUCAAGAGGCCAAGCACUAAGGUACCUAUCUGUUAGGUGGGGUCUUGAUCUUUCCAAAAUGGUAGUGUUUGUCGGGGAGAAAGGGGAUACAGAUUAUGAAGGCCUAUUGGUUGGUCUUCACAAGACUGUUGUUCUAAGAAAUUCUGUUGAAUACGGUAGUGAGAUGCUUCUGCGCAGCGAAGAAAGUUAUAAAAGGGACGAUGUAGUCCCCCAAGAUAGCCCCAGAAUUGCCUUUGUCGAGGAUCAUCAAUUCCACAAUAUCUCUGCAGCUUUAAAGGCUCUACAGAUUAUGUGAUUUUUACUUGCACUUUAUUACUUCUUUUGGGAGGAGGUUUCGUGGAUAACGCAGAAGCAACUGAACUAUUAAAAAUACAACAGAAAUGAAAUCUUAAUUUUGCUUAAUAGUA